This is a messenger RNA of Harmonia axyridis, 2449 nucleotides long. RefSeq names its product exocyst complex component 2-like. The record is from RefSeq and is a predicted model, not a curated record. NCBI's taxonomy places the organism in Eukaryota, Metazoa, Arthropoda, Insecta, Coleoptera, Coccinellidae. Gene Ontology annotation, biological process: exocytosis; Golgi to plasma membrane transport. Gene Ontology annotation, cellular component: exocyst. The coding region runs from base 279 to 2300 and encodes 673 amino acids. The transcript is spliced from 2 exons.
UGACAUAUGUCAUGCUGACAGCAAUCUUUUGUUGGAGUUGGAGGUUAAAAUUUAUUAUCAAAUACCAAAUAAAUGGGGGUGGCAUUUAAUGAUAUACAUUUUAAAAUAUUAAUUAUUUUUCUUAAUAUUUGAGAUAUAAACAUGACUUUUUUCUAUCAAAACCUAAAAAAUCUUAUCCUCAAGUUAAGCUAACUUGAAGUUAUAAUUAUACCAUAAUUACAAGAAUAAAAGACAGUACUAUCAGUAUCAGAUCCAAAGCCACCCUUGAUAUCAUAAAAAUGGAGAUUUCAAAACAAAAAAUGAUAUACACAACAAAAUUACAAAACUCCAUUGUCAAAUCUGAAAUAGAAGCAAAAAAAUUAUUUGGGGAAGUAUUAGUAAAUAGAGAUAAAGUUGAAAGAACAAGAAAUGCUUUGAGUAUAUUGACUAGGUUCAAAUUCUUAUUUUGCUUGCCAUCCACUAUAGUAAAAAAUAUUGAGAAAGCAGAAUAUGAUGUGGUAAUCAAUGAUUAUAUGAGGGUUAGAAAUUUAUUUGAAAAAUCCGAAGUACCAAUUUUCCAAGCUGCACUAGUUGAGAUUAAUUCACAUAUUCAGGGACUUAUAGAGAAAUUACAUGUUGAGCUGCAAACCAUGCCAAUUGCUGUAGAGCAACAAAAACGAUUAAUAAGAUACUUGAUGAAUUUAGAUUGCUCUUUUGAUCCUGCUUGGGAUGCUAUAAAAAGUAGAUCAGAUUAUAUCAAUGAAUCCAUUAAAUCUGUUUUCAAUUUUUAUAAAAGUUUGGAUAAGGGAGAUAAUGGACAGAAAACCAAAGUUAAUAAUAUAAAAUGCAAAUACAUACAACAAUCUGAUCCAGUGCCUAUGAACAUCACUUUUGCAGAAGAGAUGUGCACCACGAUAUCAGAAAAUUUUCCUGAUUUGUGGAAAAUUAGUCAAGCUUAUUUCAAUCAAGAACUUCAAACAACAAUUGAUACUACUAAAACUGAAGAUAUCAAGAACAUAGUUAUGUCAUUAAUGCAGGCAUUUUGUAGAACUAUAAGGUCAGCCAUAAUACCUCAUACAUUAGAAGCAUCAGAGCGAAACAGCCUAGGUUCCUGGUCUAACCCAGAUUUAAGAGACAUGGCCCUUUAUCUUCCAGAACUGCUUAGGUCUAUUAGAACAACAUAUGCAACACUCAUUAAGUUAGAUUUACCAAGAGAUGCCUUAGCAAUCAUUUCUACCCUUCUACUAGAUUUACGCAUUUAUUGUAUGGUUGUUUUAUUCAAACAAACAAUAAAUCAAAUAAAAUUAUUGGAUGAAGAUUGGAACUUGCUUUUUAAUAAAAAGAGAAAUGGCAUCACAAAUUUACCAGUGAAAUUCGAACAGAUAGUACAAGAUGUUAUUCAAGUUGUGAAAGAAUCUGUUUUAUCAAAUGAAAAAGGUGAUAGAUCAUUACUGAAGAACCCUGUUGCUCUUAAAGAACUACACAAACAAGUGGAAAAUGUUCUCUCUGCAUUUUACGAUUUACUCCAAGAAUUAUCCUCAAGUGGAAAUUAUAGUGAUGAUGAAGAGGAUUCCUCAACAGUAUCCCAGCUGAUUGGCACACCAAUAAAUAUGUAUAAAUAUGAAAACAAUGCAACAAAUUAUUCUCCUCCUUGGGAACACAAGUUGCUUAUUACUAUGUCAAAUUGUAUAUUCACAAGAAAUGUAGUUUUAGACAGUAUAUUUAAAGCUUUUGUGAAUAGUGGCUACCCAAAACCUGAUGAAGCUGUUCAAAAUACCAAAUAUAAAUUAAUGAAUUUGGAAAAAUUGAUUUUGGAGAAGUACUUAGAACAGAAGAGUGAUCCAAUUGUUGGAACUAUUGAACCAUCUAUGUAUUUAGGAAGAUUCGACUGGGAUUCUAAGUUUUUCCCAAAGGACAUUCAAGAAUAUGUCAAGGAAUGUAUUAAUAAUGUCAUUCAUGUACAUGCAGAAGUAAAUAGUGUAUCCCCCACAUUGUUAGAUAUGAUUCUUCCACAAAUAGUACAAACUAUAGCUGAGGAAGUAUAUAGACUAAUGUCUUGUGUAAGAAAAUUUAGCAAUCCUGGAAGUCAACAGGCUAGAAUCGAUAUUAAAGCAAUGAGAGAGUUUUUCUCCUAUUAUUGUAAUGAAACUGCAAAUUCUCAUUUCCAAGAUGCUCUAGAUCUGAUUCCAAAAUCAGAAGAAAAUGAAGAUCAAAAAAUUGAAGAAGUUUUGAAACAGGUCCGACCAAGAAUGAAAAUUCAAAUGGUGUGCCUGAAUGCCAUAAAAAAUGGGCCAGCUAAAGGAACAACAGAUUUAAUUUAGUGUAUGACAAAAAUUCAAUUAAUAGAGUUAAUUUAUGAAAUGUAUAAAAUUUUGUAAAUAUUUAGUUAUUUAAAACAAAUAUUUUGUAAUUACUUAUAUAAAGUUUGAAUUGGAAAUAUAAGGCAUUGUUGCUAAUUUAUGUUUCAUAA